Molecule: messenger RNA, 1482 nt
Organism: Gigantopelta aegis
Lineage: Eukaryota; Metazoa; Mollusca; Gastropoda; Neomphalida; Peltospiridae
Exons: 3
Coding region: 1-1335 (444 amino acids)
Biological process (GO): regulation of transcription by RNA polymerase II
Molecular function (GO): DNA binding
Source: RefSeq, a predicted model, not a curated record
AUGUACCCAUCAAGGAACUGUUCAAACACGCCUGUGGUGGAUACAACCUCGGAGUUUGGCAGAGAGGUGUGUCCAAGACUGAAAAAGUACCGACCUUUCACUCCUCCCCCGCCCCGGGAACGUCUGAGCUACACGCGAUUUCAACUGGAGCUGUUGAACGGAAUAUAUGGCAGAGUACGUUAUCCAAACAGCACACAGAAACAGCUGAUUGCCAAACGGGUGGGCAUCACCAGGGAACAAGUCAAAAUCUGGUUCCAGAACAGAAGGAGGAAGGAUGUCGUUGGUACUGGCGGCAAAGAGAAAGGUCCGGACGACAGGGCAGCAGACGACGAGAAGGUGGACGAGAAGAGCAGCGAGGACGCGGAGAAACCCGAGGAAGCCAUGGAUACCUCGAAAGACAAAGACGACGACAAAAAUGAAAGCGAUUCGGAACAAGUGUUACCUCCCCUCGUCAUGAAAAGCGUGAUCGCUGAGUUGAUGAAAUUCGAAAAGGAUCCUCUGAAAAAUAAAAAGAAGAAAAAGAAACGACCUAGUAGGUCGAACCAAGCUGCUGCUAACGCCGCGGCAUCAGCAGCCGCUGCCGCAGCCAAGUUGGGUACCAGUGCACUGUUUCAGCAUUACGAUAUGGUGAACCCUCCAAACAAAGUGACGCCAAGCGCUUUUCUCAACACUGCGGGCAAUCGGUUUAACCAUUCCAAAAACACUUCAGCGUUCCACAAUCCAAGAACGGGUUUUCUGAAACCAGGACAAAUGAUGUUUGCGGCACAGCCUUCCUAUCUCGGAGCAUUUCCCGGCGGAACAAUGCCGAGCAGUGUCAGUGUUCUUCCAAAUGACUUUCUUCACCCACAGAAUGCCAUGAACUGUCCACCUUCCAACGUGCAUCAUCAGCAGUCUGGAACUCCGUCUAUGUACGAAAGUAUUCCUGUUCUUGCAGAUCUUCUCAGUUACAGAAGUGGUCUAGACCCUAAACAUACCAAAGAACAAACGUUACCUCAGUCAUCAUUGCCCCUUCAGUGUUCAAUGAUGUCUCCUGCACGGACUUCAGAAAACAGUUAUGUCGACAUUUCGGGUGGCCCGUGCGUACCCUCGGCACCCCUGGGAUUUAACAGAAUGUUCCCGUUCCCCUUCAUAGCGGACCCUCCGGUUAUGCUGUCUGCGAUACGUCAGCAGGAGCCGCACCGUCCACAACCGCACGUUCUACCUCCUCCCAGCAGUGAUGACACGUACCAACCCCUUGCCAUUUCAUCCCUCACUAAUCCUUACUUCAACCCCUCAUCAACGGCGUCAUGGCACAGCCCAGAAACACUCCACCCAAACACGUACACUCAGUUGUAGCACGAAUAAUCAAAAAAGGGUAUCUAAAAUCAGAAGCGAAUCUAUAGUCCGUCCCACGGGGAAGGCCUUUUUUCAUGCUAUGAAAAUAACUACAGAUUAUUUAUUUCUGAGCCGAUUGUUUUCUAAAUUGGCCACAAAAAUAGUUGG